GCGCCAUCCCCAGCAGCCGCACCUGCCUGGGCCCCGGCCUCACGGCCUUCCCCCGCGGCGGAGCCGGCCUUCGUGGGGCCGCCGAGGUGCUGGGAGGGCCGGGAGGGUGAAGAUCCUAGUAUAAGUUUCUUCCACUGAGUUGUGAGAUUCUGUUUAAUCUUCAAACUGGCGAUGUCAAGGGUGCCGAGUCCUCCUCCUCCGGCAGAAAUGUCGAGUGGACCUGUAGCAGAGAGCUGGUGCUACACUCAGAUUAAAGUGGUGAAGUUUUCCUACAUGUGGACCAUAAACAACUUCAGCUUCUGCCGAGAGGAAAUGGGUGAGGUCAUCAAAAGCUCAACCUUUUCAUCUGGAGCCAAUGAUAAACUCAAAUGGUGUUUACGCGUGAACCCUAAAGGCUUGGAUGAAGAAAGUAAAGAUUAUCUAUCCCUCUAUCUGUUGCUGGUGAGCUGUCCAAAAAGUGAAGUUCGAGCAAAGUUCAAAUUCUCCAUCCUGAAUGCUAAAGGAGAAGAAACAAAAGCAAUGGAGAGCCAGCGAGCAUAUCGAUUUGUACAAGGCAAGGACUGGGGAUUCAAAAAAUUUAUUAGAAGAGACUUUCUUCUGGAUGAAGCCAAUGGACUUCUUCCAGAUGACAAACUCACUCUCUUCUGUGAGGUGAGUGUGGUACAAGACUCUGUAAAUAUCUCCGGCCAAAAUACUAUGAACAUGGUGAAGGUACCAGAGUGCCGCUUGGCAGAUGAGUUGGGAGGACUCUGGGAGAACUCGCGCUUCACGGACUGCUGCCUGUGUGUUGCAGGCCAGGAGUUCCAGGCUCACAAAGCCAUACUAGCAGCACGUUCUCCGGUUUUCAGCGCCAUGUUUGAGCAUGAGAUGGAAGAGAGUAAAAAGAAUCGGGUUGAAAUCAAUGAUGUGGAGCCUGAAGUUUUUAAGGAAAUGAUGUGCUUUAUUUACACGGGGAAGGCACCAAAUCUUGACAAAAUGGCUGAUGACUUGCUGGCAGCUGCUGACAAGUACGCUCUGGAGCGUCUGAAGGUGAUGUGUGAGGAUGCGCUGUGCAGUAACCUGUCUGUGGAAAACGCGGCGGAGAUCCUCAUUCUGGCUGACCUACACAGUGCUGAUCAACUGAAAACUCAAGCGGUGGACUUCAUUAAUUAUCAUGCUUCUGACGUCAUGGAGACAUCAGGCUGGAAGUCAAUGGUAGUAUCACAUCCCCAUUUGGUGGCUGAGGCAUAUCGCUCUUUGGCCUCUGCACAGUGUCCCUUUCUGGGACCUCCACGUAAGCGACUGAAGCAAUCCUAAGGUCCUGUCUAUCACAACACCCCGUGUUUUUCUGGAAGCAGCAUCAGCUGUUGCUGCUCUAACCUUGACCAUCAGGUAGACAGCGAAAUCUGUGGAGCUUAUACUCUGUUGUUGGGGGGAAGAGACUGCUUCGUGACACCCAGACUUUUUAAAACAGCACCAAGUAACUUGGGGAGAGGGGGGAGGGUGGGCCUGGGGCUCUGGGGCUGUUCAACCUAAUGAAUCCCUGUUGCUGCAUCGUCUGUGUGUUCCCUUCGACUUGGCUGAGUCAAUUAAGUACAGGGUUCGGUUUAGGCACCGACCCAUGUCAGAAUAACCCAGCGGUGGUACUGGGGGAAAACAACAUCUCUGCGUCUGGCAGCACAGAACAAACCGUCAGAUGCCUGGAGCAAGAGGACAUUUUAGUUUUGGAGAGAGCGUUGAGGGGUUAAAAAUAAUUUCCAGUGAGGUUCUGGAAAGGAAGUACCUGAUGGGAGCUCCAGUAGUAUUUAUAUCAAAAAAGAGAAUUUAAGUCCUUCCAGCUGAGCUAAAAACUGGACGUUUGUGUAACUCCUUAUUGCCAUCCAGCAACAAGAAGAUCAGUUUCUCUGUUAGUAGCACUUGUAUGUUAAUUGAAAAAAAAAAAAAAAAAAGGAAAAAAAAAAGAAAAAACACCUUUUAUAAAAUGACAGGUUGAAGUGAAAGGGGACAGUGAGAGGCUGUGUGUUCUGGAGGGUGUGAAUAGACUGAAGGCAGCCUUUGGCAAGUCUGUAUUGGUUUUGAAAGGACUAGAAAAAUCCUUGAUCUGGAGCGUGCUGUCUGAUAAGAACAACAGUUACUGUUUUUAGAUAUUGUGGAAAAUGUUUUUGGCAUUUUUCCCUGCUUUAUUUCCCUCCUCCCCCUUUUUUAAGAAAAAAAAAAAAAGGAGAAAUUUUAUUGUUGAACGCUGCGUCAAAAGUCCCUGUCCUGAGUUGCUAAAUGAUUCUUAACAACUGUUUGUACCUGACUUGCCGACUGUAUAGGAGCCAGUCCUGUUCCUUUCUAUUAGUCACUCUUCUUACAGGGAAGAAGUUUCAAAAUAGCUGGUUACUUUUUUUUUUUUUUUUGAAAAUAUAAAUAAUUACUAUUUUGUA
Messenger RNA from Oxyura jamaicensis (ruddy duck), 2408 nucleotides. It is a transcript of the gene SPOP, whose product is annotated as speckle type BTB/POZ protein. Bases 172 to 1296 code for a protein of 374 amino acids. Gene Ontology annotation, cellular component: cytoplasm; nucleus. The record is from RefSeq and is a predicted model, not a curated record. Gene Ontology annotation, biological process: regulation of proteolysis; proteasome-mediated ubiquitin-dependent protein catabolic process. Gene Ontology annotation, molecular function: ubiquitin protein ligase binding. The transcript is spliced from 10 exons. NCBI's taxonomy places the organism in Eukaryota, Metazoa, Chordata, Aves, Anseriformes, Anatidae.